Molecule: messenger RNA, 1407 nt
Organism: Pediculus humanus corporis (human body louse)
Lineage: Eukaryota; Metazoa; Arthropoda; Insecta; Psocodea; Pediculidae
Exons: 8
Coding region: 1-1407 (468 amino acids)
Molecular function (GO): acyltransferase activity, transferring groups other than amino-acyl groups
Source: RefSeq, a predicted model, not a curated record
AUGGUUUUCUUAUCGACCGCAUACGAUAUAUUACCGAUAAAAGAAGAAAAUAGGGUCAAAGGAGGUUUGGAAAAAUUUUUAAAUUGUUUUUCCGCUAAAAGUAAUUUUAAAAGUUUACGAAGUGUUAAUAAAUCCAAAGAUAUAAUACCGAUACACACGGCGAGAUUUAUGAGCAUGAUUGUUAUAUUGAUGGGUCAUAGAUUUAUAGCAAAUUCUGGAGCUCCGAUGCACAACGCCAUUUUUAUGGAAAACGCCGUCGGAAAUCCACUUUUCAUUCAUCUUUUAAUGAGUCCCGUUUUAGUCGUUGAUACGUUUUUCCUAUUGAGUGGAUUUUUAACCGGAAAUCAAAUGUUGAAAGAUUUCGAUUCGAAAAAAUUUAAAUUAAUUAGCGGAUACGUACACAGGUAUAUAAGAUUAACUCCGGUUUACAUACUCGUUGUUGGAUUUUAUGCAACCAUUUUAUAUCAUUUAGGUUCUGGACCGUUAUGGAAAGCGAGAGUUAGUUUGGAACAAGAUCGUUGCGCAAAAAAUUGGUGGACAAAUCUUUUAUACGUAAAUAAUUACGUAAACACACAAGAUCUGUGCAUGUUUCAAUCGUGGCACUUGACUUGCGAUUUUCAUUUUUACCUCGUCGCACCUCCUAUCGUUUAUAUUCUAUGGAAAAAAUCGUUAUUUGGAUUUUCAUUAAUUGGAAUUUUAAUAGCAUCCGUUUCCGCUACGCUUUUCGCAUUGACAUUUACUAAUUAUUUAGAUCCCGUUUUGAUGUCUUUCAAUUCAGUUUUAGUCGAUUUGAAUUCGGAUCCGACAUUUAGAAUCACGUACAUACCAACACACACGAGAUUCAUACCAUAUCUCGUCGGAAUAAUAGCAUCUUAUAUUUAUUAUAAAAAAAAAUUACACAUUCAACUCUCUUACAAACAUCAAAUGAUAUCAUCCAUAUUGAUACUCGUACUAUCACACGUUCCCAUAUUCACCGCCAUUUUGUUUUACACACCCGGUUACGAAUACGACAGGACUCUCGCAUCCGUUUACGCAGCUUUACAUCGGAUACCCUGGUCCAUAGCGAUGGCAUCACUCAUUUUAAUGGGUGCCACGAAUAACGGUGGCCUCAUACAACCCAUACUCUCUUGGAAAGCUUUCGUACCUUUGAGCAGGUUGACCUACUGCGUAUUUUUAUCACACGGAGCCAUACAACUUUAUUCUACGUCAUCAUUAAGAACUCCAGAUUAUAAUAGUAAAUUUAAAAUCCUUUGGACGUUAAUGGGUGACAUAUUAAUAACAUACGUCAUAUCAUUAUUUAUGCAUUUGAUAUUGGAAGCACCGAUAUUAAAAUUAGAUAGAAAUUAUUUUACAUCGACUUAUCAAAUUUACAAGUCAUAUCGAAUGAUCGAUUGCAUUUUACAAUAA